Molecule: messenger RNA, 2467 nt
Organism: Neocloeon triangulifer
Lineage: Eukaryota; Metazoa; Arthropoda; Insecta; Ephemeroptera; Baetidae
Exons: 9
Coding region: 146-2119 (657 amino acids)
Biological process (GO): regulation of transcription by RNA polymerase II
Cellular component (GO): nucleus
Molecular function (GO): DNA-binding transcription factor activity, RNA polymerase II-specific; RNA polymerase II transcription regulatory region sequence-specific DNA binding
Source: RefSeq, a predicted model, not a curated record
UCAUUGCUAUUUUCACGUUCUCACGUUGCCCUGCCCCGCCCACAAAACAUAAAAAUGUAAACAAUGAAAGAGAGGUCUCAUUAUGUAUUUCAAGUAGAUUUGCUUGUUUUAUAAUAAUUAAUAUAAUACGCAAUAAUACGAGAACAUGGACCCGAGGGUGAUGGAUACGACAGGAGAAUCCAACUUUGAUGAUGAUGACACACACAUUUGUCUGAAAUGUCAAAAUACUAUAAUUGGAUUGGAAAAUUAUGUCCUUCAUCGACGCUCAAAAUGCACAACUAUAUCGGCCUCAACUAGCAAGGACAUAGACAGAGAAACCGUGCCGAGCGUAGCUGUUGUGGAGAACGCGGCGGACGCGCAACUUCCCAGUGCAUUGGACUUUUUCAGUUCUCUCGAGCUGAUGAGCAAAACACGUCUCGAUGAAUUCGACAUCGACUUUGACAUUCCUAAUCUUCCUAAGACCAGCCUGGAACUCUCGGCCAAAACCAACAACUUUCUACGAAUUACAGAUUUGGAACUCGAGUCAAACUUCAGCAUUGACAUUGGAGACAUCAACAAAGUUCGUAGAGGAAACUUUGAUUCAUUGGCCGACCUCAGUCUUAUGCAAGAAGACGGCAUCAUUGGGAUCGACCGGGGCCGAUCCAUCUUGGAUUCUGAUAUUUUUUCCUCGGCCUCUAUCGAAAAAUUACCUCCCAUCCCUGAGGAGAUUCCAGUUCAGCCUGCGGCAAAAAUUCCACACCCACCCUUCCAGUCUUCCGGAAAGUGGAUGCCAGGAAAAAUGUCUGAGCAUCUCAAGUCAGGAAGCACCAUUCAUUACUUUUGCCGAACUUGCAAUCGGCGUCUUUCGAGCAGGACUUUGUACGAAAAGCAUUUACGGAGCGAGCUGCAUUUUAAGAGGAAGACUGAAAACUGCAUUUAUGAGAUGGAGGACGAAUUUUUAGCGCCGUCUGCAAGGCAGAAAAGAGGAGGGCGGACUGUGGUAGAGAGCAAAGCUGCGGACUCAGGAAAAAGUGCCAACUUGAAGCCCUGCGAAAAAAUACCUGGGCCAAAUAAAAAAUAUACUUUUUGUGAAAUUUGCAGCAUCAAGGUUCCUUCCUUGCUGUUCGGAAAGCACCUCCUCUCCCACUAUCAUUACAUCAAAGGCUGCCAGAAUCCUCAGCUGUCGAAGGAGUUGGUCCUGAGCAACAUUGACAAAGUCGUCAAGCACUUCUCUUUCCAGUGUCUGUUGUGCCACUUUUAUUGCAACAUGAUGGACGAUUUUCUGCUCCACUUCAGCUCCGAUAUUCAUUGCAAGAAAAACGAAAAGGCUGAGGGAAAGUUUUGCUGCCAGCAAUGCAAAUUUGAAGAAUCCGCAGCGGAAAGUAUUGAAAACCACCUUCGAACCGAAGAACACCAACAGGUUGUUGCGGCCCUCAAUCAGUCGGUGCCUAUCGUCAUCAAAAAAAGGUCAACACCCUUCAAGUGCAACAUCUGCGAGUCAAAAUUCAGCCUCAACAUACAAUUGAGAUUUCACAUGUCUAAGAAACACGGCAUAACCACUGCACCUCUCCACACCUUUUGUUGCAAGUUCUGCAAGUUUUCCUGCAACAAACAAAGAUCACUUCAGCGGCACGUCAUUGGCAAACACAAGAAGAAGGGGCGCAGAAAGCAGCAACUUGAUUCGACAGGCGAGUUUUUCUGUGGUCUCUGUGAUGAAACUUUUCACAGCAAGGAUGAAGCAGUUUUGCACAGAAGAAAACUGCAGUGCAGAGAGAAACGUGCCCUUGCAAAUGGCUUCAACACAACUCAACUGUGUCGGAUUUGCCAAGGAGUGUUUGAAAAUUUAUUCGAGUAUAAAAAGCACAUUUUGGAGCUUCACCCUGGAGCAUUGCACAGGUGUCAAAUCAAAAUUGCAACAUGUGUUUUGCCAUUUCGCAAGACCUUUCGCGGCAUUCAAGGGAGUGCAAAGCUUCUUUCAAGUCUGCACCAAAAGGAAAGUCAAAAUUUUUCUGCACAUCCUGCCAAAAAUCAUUCACAAGGAUCAGGAAUCUUGUUUAUCAUAUUAGGAACAUUCACCAAGCUGAGACUGAAAUUAAGAAGCGAACUCUGCGGUGUCACCAUUGCAAUUUUGCCUCAUUAAAGAAGUCUAGACUUUUGCAACACAUAAUAGCAAUCCACCUGAGCCAUUUACGCAGUCGGGACUGGCUGUGCGAGAUCUGUGACAGAGCGUUCUAUCAAAAAGCUCACUUGAAAUUACACAGACCCAUUCAUUUUCCUAAAAAAUUGAAGUGCAUUUCUGUGGGGUGCAGUUUUGAAGCAAGCCAUCCGUCGGUUCUCAAGAGGCACAACGAAAAGGUUCACAGCAAGGAAAGAGAUACUUCUCAACGCGUGCAUAUAAAACCUGUACUUUUAAAGCCAAGUUAAAAAGUGGUUUAAUAAUUUUGAAUAUUUUUAUGGCAUGGUUCCAAUAAAAUUUCUAUUACCAAGU